Messenger RNA from Aphanomyces invadans, 683 nucleotides. RefSeq lists its product as hypothetical. The transcript has a single exon. The record is from RefSeq and is a predicted model, not a curated record. Lineage: Eukaryota; Oomycota; Saprolegniomycetes; Saprolegniales; Verrucalvaceae. The coding region runs from base 93 to 593 and encodes 166 amino acids.
UUUCGCCAAGCUUUGGGUGCAGCACUUGGAAGCGUCGCGAGCGGACGAAGGCCGUUUGCCUGGCGCAUUUGCCCUCCUUCCGUCGCACGCGCAUGAGCAGGACCACGACGAACAACGUGAAGGAAGGCGCGCUUUUCAAACAGGGAGCAGGUGGCGGGCUGUUCAAGCGGAAGAACUGGAAGCUUCGUUUCUUUGAGCUCACGUUGGACGAACUGCGGUACUUGAACUCGGCGGGGGAAGUCAAAGGGUCCAUCUCCAUGCGAUAUUGCACCACCGAUUCCAUCGAGAUCAUGCCCGACUCGGACCGUCCCAUCCAUGGCGGCACGAUCUGGCGCAUUGCCAUAUCGACGCCGUGCCGUCGACUCCUCGUCGCAUGCGCGUCCGAAGACGACAUGGAAGCUUGGGUCGACGCUCUCAACUACGUCGCCGACUACAACGUGAAGCGCACCCACCGCAACAUGUGCAAGAUCUCGUUUGCUAGCGAAACUACGUCCGAAAAGGCCUUCGACCCCCAACAGUACCCCCGCCACCACUCGUCAAUCGCGACGACUGCCUCGUCCGACUGUGUCGCCCUGCCAAGUCCCCUGGCGUAGCCCCGUGCUUCUGCGCGAGUGACUAGAACUCUAUUUAUUUCACAUAUCGAACGUGAUACGAGCUAUUCCAAACCCAAAGUUGAAAAACCA